Molecule: messenger RNA, 1260 nt
Organism: Spinacia oleracea (spinach)
Lineage: Eukaryota; Viridiplantae; Streptophyta; Magnoliopsida; Caryophyllales; Amaranthaceae
Exons: 2
Coding region: 1-1260 (419 amino acids)
Molecular function (GO): nucleic acid binding; RNA-DNA hybrid ribonuclease activity
Source: RefSeq, a predicted model, not a curated record
AUGGCCAGCAAGAAGUUGCACCCUUAUUUUCUGGCACACAAACUAGUGGUAUACACAGACCAGCCUUUGAAACAACCCCUUACUAAGCUAGACGCUGCCGGACGAAUGCUGAAAUGGGCAAUUGAGCUAAAUGCAUUUGAUAUCUCAUACGAGCCUCGAAAAGCUAUCAAGGGACAAGCAUUUGCUGAUUUCAUUACAGAAAUGACGAGGCCGAAUUUUGAAAAGAAUGUGACGACUCGCUGGACAGUCUAUGUAGAUGGCUCGUCAACCCAGAACGGGUGUGGAGCCGGCAUAAUAUGCCAGUCUCCUGAAGGAGACAAGUAUGAAUAUGCCACGAGAUUCAACUUCCAAACUUCCAACAAUGAAGCAGAGUAUGAAGCUUUAUUAGCCGGUAUAAAAAUGUGCAAAGCCGCUGGAGCUCAAGAGAUACUCGCCUUAUCUGACUCUCAGCUCAUUGUGAGCCAAGUAAAUGGGGACUAUGAGGCAAGGGACCCUAACAUGAUCAAAUAUAUGCAGGCAGUGCAUCAAGAAGUAGAACAUCUAAAGAGCUUCGAAGCUAAGCAGAUUCCCAGAACGGAGAACAAUCAGGCCGAUGCCCUGUCGAAACUAGCUAGCUCGGCUUCCUGUGAUACUCCGCGCCACGUGUUUUGGAAAGUGAAGGAUAAGCGAAGUAUUGAGCAGGAAUUGUGCGCUCCUAUAGUAGCUGUCCUGGAUCGGUCGUCAACAUGGAUGGACCCUAUCAUUGGUUACAAAAUUGACGGUACGCUUCCAGACGAUUCAAGUCUGGCCACCAAAAUACAAAAGAAGAGUUCUUGGUUUGAAUGGUGGAAUGGAGUUUUGUACAAAAAGUCAUUUUCCAGACCUCUCCUGCGGUGCGUCACUCCUGAGAAAGGAAAGGAAAUUCUAGACGAUUUGCACCAAGGAUUAUGUAGCUCCCACAUUGGAGGACGAGCCCUAGCAGAGAAAGCUUUGCGAACUGGUUAUUAUUGGCCCACUUUGAGAGAAGACGCCCUAGCCAUGGUGCAAAAAUGUGACAAGUGCCAACGGUUUGCUCAUCUCAUCCACAGGCCGGCCCAGCCACUCACUCCUAUUAUGAGUCCCAUUCCGUUUGCCAAGUGGGGGAUGGACCUGUUAGGACCAUAUACAGCGGCCCCUGGAGGCCGGCGCUAUGUGAUAGUUGCUGUUGAUUACUUCACCAAGUGUGUUACAACGGCCGCUAAUGGUCCUAAUGGAGUAGUAGUCUCUCUUGUAACCGGCUAA